Cylindrotheca closterium is the source of this 381-nucleotide messenger RNA. The record is from the annotation of a GenBank genome assembly. Lineage: Eukaryota; Bacillariophyta; Bacillariophyceae; Bacillariales; Bacillariaceae.
AUGUACGGUCGAUCAGGAGGAGGAGCUUAUGGCCGACGAGGCGGCGGAGAUCUAGAAGGUGGUCGCCACAAUGAUACUAAUGCCGGUAUUUUGGAACAACAAAACAAUGAACGAAUCAAUGAAUUGAGUGAACAAGUUAACAGGCUGAAGGGUCUGACCAUUGAUAUUGGGAACGAAGUCAGUGAACAAAAUCGACUAUUGGAAAACAUGGGAGAUGGAUUCCAAAACGCUAAGGAUAUGCUACAAGGCUCCCUGGUACGAAUUGGGACCAUGCUGGAAUCGGGAGGUGCCAAGCACAUGUGUUAUAUGGUGGGAUUCGUGGUGCUAGUGAUUGUCUUUUUGUAUUGGGUCAUGACUCACAAAGGAACAUCAGGUGCCUAA